Molecule: messenger RNA, 555 nt
Organism: Musca vetustissima
Lineage: Eukaryota; Metazoa; Arthropoda; Insecta; Diptera; Muscidae
Product: juvenile hormone acid O-methyltransferase-like
Exons: 3
Source: RefSeq, a predicted model, not a curated record
AUGAUUGACUAUGCCAGGCAACAAUAUGGCCAUUUUAAGAAGGUGGAAUUUCGAGUUCUAGAUAUUGGUGCGAGACAAAACCUCCCCAGGGAUUUAAAACAUCAAUUCGAUCAUGUUACUUCGUUCUAUACCCUAAUGUGGGUACAAAAUCAAAGACAAGCCCUUAAGAAUAUUUACAAACUCUUGCGGCCACAAGGUGGUGAUUGCCUUCUGGUCUUCUUGGCCUCACAUCCCCUAUAUGAUGCCUAUAAAAUGACAAGUCGAAUGAGUGAAUGGUCCAAAUAUAUGCACGAUGUAGAUUCCAUAAUUUCACCCCUGCAUUAUGUCCGGGAACCCCAACAAGAAUAUGCCGCACUAAUGGCAGAUGUGGGAUUUUCAAAGUUCAAAGUCAAAUUGCAGCAUAAAACGUUCGACUAUAAAAGUUUCGAGGUUUUUCGAGCUAACAUGAAAGCUGUCAAUCCCUUUUUGGAUCGUAUACCACCGGCAUUGCACUCGGACUUUAUGGAUGAUGUGAUGCUAAUGCUUUUAAAACAUUUGGGGUUAACCGUUCAAGAG